UUUCCUUGGCAGCAGGAGGCUAAAAGAAAGGACAGAAGUGACUCUGGCUGUGAUGGGGAUCUUACUGGGCAUGCUGCUACUGGGGCACCUAACUGUGAUUACCUAUGGUCACCCUAUCCUGGAAGCACCAGAGAGGGUGACUGGGCCCUGGAAAGGGGAUGUGAGUAUUCCCUGCACCUAUGGUCCUCUAGAAGGCUAUACUCAAGUCUUGGUGAAGUGGCUGGUACAACGGCACUUAGAUACAGUCACCAUCUUCCUAAGAGACUCCACUGGUGACCAUAUCCAGCAGGCAAAAUACCGAGGCCGCCUGCAUAUUCGCCAUGGGAUUCCAGGGGAUGUGUCCCUCCAACUGGAUACUAUCGAGAUGGAUGAUCGAAGCCACUACAUGUGUGAAGUAACCUGGCAGACCCCUGAUGGCAAUAAGGUGGUGAGAGAUAAGAUCAUUGAGCUUCAAGUCCAGAAACUCUCUGUCUCCAAGCCCACAGUGACAACUGGCAGUGGUUAUGGCUUCACAGUGCCCCAAGGAAUGAGGAUCAGCCUUCAAUGCCAGGCCCAAGGUUCUCCCCCAAUCACUUAUUCUUGGUACAAGGAAGAGACUAAUAACCAGGAACCCGUCAAAGUAGCAACUUUGGGAACCUUGCUCUUCAAGCCUGCAGUGGUGGCUGACUCAGGAUCUUAUUUUUGUACUGCCAAGGGCAGAGUUGGUUCUGAACAGCGCAGUGACAUUGUAAAGUUUGUGGUUAAAGACUCUUCAAAUCUACCCGAGACCAAGACUGAGACAUCUACAACCACGCAAUCCUCCAUGGAAGCAACAACCUGGGAAGUGGCCACUGAAGUGACCCCAUCCUUGGACAGCACCACUGAAGUGGAUAGAUUCUUUGGGGAGACCGUUGCUGAACUAGGAAGGGGUCUACCUAUGUUUUCCAUCAUCCUCAUCAUCCUCUUGUGCUGCAUGGUUGUUUUCACUAUGGCUUAUAUCUUACUCUGCCGGAAGACAUCCCAACAAGAGCACAUCUAUGAAGUGACCAGGAUGCAUCCCAGGGAGGCCAGUGACCCUGAAGAAACCAUGAGAGUGUCCGUCUACACAACUGGCUGCUCCAGCAAUGAGCCAUAUUCCCAGGCUCUGAGUAAUGAGUAUUCUGAUGAUCCCUGCCUGGGCCAUCAGUGCCAGAUCAUUGCCCAGAUCAACGGUGACUAUGCCCGCCUACUGCACACAGUACCACCAGAUUAUGAAGUGCUGGCCACUCAAGGCAAGAACGUCUGCUAAAAAUGUCCCACAAGGUCAAGAUCUGCUGGCUUAAUUGCCCUAUUCAGGUCUUUCCUUCUGUAUAUAGCCUCUCUGCUACCUCUCUUCCUGGAUCAUUCAGUGUCUAUCCUGCUGAAGCUGUAGUCCUUGAAUGGGACUGGCUCUGCCUAUGAAAUUUUGGUAUGCACUGCAAGCAAGCCAACUGGACUCUUCUUGUGUCACUUCCUGAUGUAUUACUGCUCCUUUCCAAACACCAGAGAAUGGCCCAUGGUACUAGAGCUUGGUCAGAAUGCUUCCAGUGCUAUCAGAAGACCAGAGAAGGUUCAGUUCUACCAGCUCAAAGGAUCAACAUCAUUUCCCAUUUUCCAGGGCCUGGCAACUUUUAAGUGAUGUCAUGUCAUCACAGGCUAGGGUUCAGAUUUGCUGCUACAUAAUAAGUCUUUUGCUCUGGUAUUCUUUUGGUGCUCAAUAAAUAUCUAAUCAUGAUGGCAACCUCAGUUGUUAGUCUUU
This is a messenger RNA of Dipodomys ordii (Ord's kangaroo rat), 1756 nucleotides long. It is a transcript of the gene Vsig4, whose product is annotated as V-set and immunoglobulin domain containing 4. The transcript is spliced from 8 exons. The record is from RefSeq and is a predicted model, not a curated record. Gene Ontology annotation, biological process: negative regulation of T cell proliferation; negative regulation of interleukin-2 production; negative regulation of complement activation, alternative pathway. Gene Ontology annotation, molecular function: complement component C3b binding. Lineage: Eukaryota; Metazoa; Chordata; Mammalia; Rodentia; Heteromyidae. The coding region runs from base 53 to 1267 and encodes 404 amino acids.